Messenger RNA from Penicillium olsonii, 726 nucleotides. The record is from the annotation of a GenBank genome assembly. Lineage: Eukaryota; Fungi; Ascomycota; Eurotiomycetes; Eurotiales; Aspergillaceae.
AUGGUCAGAAGUAAGUCCAGCCCAGUCAGAUCACAUAAUAGGACCUUGGAACGUUCCAAGGUUGACUUAAUAUACAGCUAUACCGGGUAUAUCGUGGACAAAUACCCAUACAUGUCCGACCCACCCCAGAGCGUAGGCUGGGCUACUACAGCCACGGAUCUGGGCUUUGAAGACGGCACUGAAUACCAGGCCCCGAACAUCAUAUGCCAUCGAAACGGUGCCAAUGCAGCAUUGAGUGCCACCGUCGCCGCAGGUUCUACCAUCGAUCUCCAGUGGACGCCCUGGCCUGAGUCUCACCAUGGCCCGGUCAUCACCUACCUCGCUGCUUGUGACGGUGAUUGCAGUACGGUUGACAAGACCACCCUGGAGUUCUUCAAAAUUGAAGAGAAAGGCCUCGUCGACGGUUCAGUCGUUCCGGGCAGGUGGGCAGCAGAUGAAUUGAUUGCCGCUGGACAUCGGUGGUCUGUGAAAAUCCCUUCGACGAUUGCGGCGGGAAACUACGUGAUGCGCCAUGAGAUUAUCGCCCUGCACUCUUCUGGGCAGCUGAACGGAGCCCAGAACUACCCUCAGUGCUUCAACCUGCAGGUCACUGGCGGUGGCAGUGCCGUUCCUGCAGGUACUCUUGGUCAGGACUUGUAUAAGAACACUGAUGCGGGCAUCUUGUUCAAUAUCUAUACCACGCUGUCUAGUUAUCCUAUCCCUGGACCAGCCCUAUUUUCAGCUUGA